AUGGAGGCUUCUGCUGAACCUGAACACGUGUAUACGUGUCCUUCCUGUGAUAAUAAGCCCGCUGAAAAUGAUAGGGGCAAUUGUCCAUUACUCAUGGCAGCCUAUAUACUUGCUGGUCUUGCUAUGAUGCUCAACAUUCGACUCUCAUAUAGUUCUGCUCCAUAUGCACUCAUUAGAUUCAGGUUACCUGAGAAUCUUUUUAGUGUUUUUGUUAGAAGAAUGGCUAGUUCACUUGAACUCUGGUGUCUACCAGGUUUCAUCAUUGCUGACACAAUGGAACUAGCUAUCAAAUUAGUCAUCGGCACCGAAUUCACCAACUGGAACAACCUAGACUCAAAGAAACUCAAGUUCCAUUGGAUCAUAAUUCCUUCUAUCAUUGCUCAAUGGUUGAAUUUCCUAACAUAUGUAAUUUUAUUUUUUGUAUAUUUGGCUGGUGAUGACCAAGGUCAUCUAACUACAUUUUAUUGGACUAUUGCUGUAUCUGGAUUUGUGUUCGGUAUUAGUAAUCCAUUGGUCUUUGCUGCUGACUAUAAUUAUAUACCCAUCUAUAUUGCUGGUGAAAAUUGUUUUCCAGCACUAACCUCAUUCAUACACUACAUUACAACACUCAUUUUUGGUAAUCGGAGGAAAUGGGAUAGUGACUUCAUAAUAGUAUUUAUUGACAUAUCAGUUGCAAUCAUAAUAUCACUUGUGGCAGCUAUGGUUUGGACUCUAGCGUAUGGAUUCUGCCGUGAUGGCGGUACUACUACUGAUGAGAAUGGUACUAUUACUUAUAUUACUCCUGAUGAUAUUACUGCUGAGAAUAUCAAAAGUAUCAGCGUAACUGAGGGUGGUAAGACAACUACUUAUACUAAGGUUCCUAAGGGUGGUCCUACUGCUCCAGAUAUUCUUACUCUUACUAUUAAAAAGAAGGGUGAGACUGGUGGCACUGCUGCUCCUCCUGCUUAUUUUAAGCAGGGUGAGGCUACUCCUACUGAGGGUCCUGCCAAUACUAUUACUCUUAACUAUACUAAGGAUGGUAAGGAGGUUGCAAUACUUAAUAUUACUAUUACCCCUAAUACUGAUCUUCAGGAUACUGCUGAUACUCCUGAGUGUUCUGUUAAGGUGGAUACUGAGGGUAAGAAACUUACUAUUAACUAUGGUGAUAAGUGUAUUGAAAUAACUCUUACUACUGAAGCUCUUAAGAAUCUUGGUAAUAAGUGCACUGUUAAGGUGGAUCCUCCUCCCAAUCACCUUUUUAUCAAAUAUAAGGAUGCUAAUGGUUCUGUUACGAAGAAAGGUCCUAUUAAUGAGAAUGCUAAGAAGUCUCCUGAGAAAAUUGCUGAGGAAAUUAAGAAAACUGCUAAUGAUGAUAAUAAAUAUUAUCAAGUCACUGAUCGUACAACUAAAAUCCGUUACACUUUUAAACUCACUAAGCAGCUAGGUACUGCUCCAAUAGCUGGUGCUGAUGCUAAAAUUAUUGUUCAUUAUGUUUAUGGUCAUAUACUCGCUGAAGGAUUCGGUAAGAUUACCGAUAUUAAACCAUAUGUGAUUUCACCAUUACUGAUUGUACUUGUUGGUAUGGGAUUAGUAUAUGCAAUUUAUCCUGGAAUCGCACCUGGUAUGAUUGUGCCAUUCUAUCUCAUUGAUAAGAUUGAGAUGGUACUUCUAAUUGCUACAAUAUUUCCACCCGUAAUAAUUGCAAUCCUCAGAAAAGAAGCUCCAGAAUGGUCACCUCAACACUACGUAUUCCACAAACCUGGCGAUGCUAAUAAUGGUUUUCAUGGCUGGACCACAUACAAAUCCCACAUACAGGGAUCAUCAGGAUUCGGAUCAUGCGACUCCAGUGAACCGGAUGUUCAUGCUUGGUUAUGGCACUUCUUUGAUCUCCUUAUGAUCCUUAUGAUUAUCUUAGCCUAUCUAUUUAUAUACUCACUUCACUAUAGAGACUCCAAUAUAUCUCGGUCUAUUGUUAAUCAGCCUAAGAUGUCUACAGCACUCACUAUUAUAUUUUAUAUGUGUCAUGAGAUAUCAUUAGCUGUAGGAUUUCCAGGUAUGGUAUCUAAUGCAGCUGAAUAUACAGUUUUAGCUCAAAUGAUAGGCGCAUUCCUUAUGGUCUUUCUAGCACUUUACAGUGAGGGAUACAUUAUAGAAUAUAAAAGUCAUGAUCCUGCUGAUUGGCCCACAGAAGGAAUGUGGUAUUUAUAUGGAUACUACCAAUUGAACCCUGAUUUUUUUAUUAUGAUAAAGUUUAAUGUUUGUUCUGAUGGAUACUGCGAUUUUAAGUAA
Messenger RNA from Theileria annulata, 2268 nucleotides. RefSeq names its product Tpr-related protein family member, putative. The coding region runs from base 1 to 2268 and encodes 755 amino acids. The transcript has a single exon. NCBI's taxonomy places the organism in Eukaryota, Apicomplexa, Aconoidasida, Piroplasmida, Theileriidae. The record is from RefSeq and is a predicted model, not a curated record.